GAGAGUGAUAGCUCUGGAGGCAUUAGUGAUACAGAGAGUUGGAUUUUUUGUGGCCAUCGUUAUGGAUUUUAAAUACUUGCUUGUGGUAACAGUCUUCAUGAUGACUGCCAGAGGCUCGCAGUCGAAUCUACUGACGCUGGUUCAUGACUUGGUGCAGAAUAACGUCGCUGGCAUCCCAAUUAUUCAUGAGAAAACAGAAUGGGACUUUGACCCCAACGACGGAAAAAUCCGAAGGGUACAGUACGAAGCGGUGAACGGAUGGCGAGGCCAGGACCUGAUAAAUCGUUUGGGUGGCAGUGCUGGAUUCAAAGGUCCAUGGGGAACUAAAGUGCAACAGGCUAAGCCAGACCUGCGACAUGUCAGAUAAUCCCUCAGAUCAACAUCAAU
Diachasma alloeum is the source of this 387-nucleotide messenger RNA. RefSeq lists its product as uncharacterized. The record is from RefSeq and is a predicted model, not a curated record. The transcript has 3 exons. NCBI's taxonomy places the organism in Eukaryota, Metazoa, Arthropoda, Insecta, Hymenoptera, Braconidae. Bases 62 to 367 code for a protein of 101 amino acids.